GCUGCGGACGCUUCGAAGGAUCACCUUUCAGAUCGAUCGUUGCACUGAAAAAAAUAUUAUUGUUCCCAAAUCGGGAGUAAAAAUUUAUUUUUGGGCUGGAAUUGGUCAUGUUUUUUUUUAGAAACACAACCAAUUCCAGAAUUUUUAGAAAAUUUGGGGGAACUUGAGAAAUUUCUCUACGAUUCUGUAGGAAUUUUGGAGGCUCUUAAAAACCUCGAGGACUUUCAGGAAAAUUUUAGAUGUUCGGGAAAAUGCCCGGAAAGGCUAGAUGCUCUUAUAUUUCAGAAAUGAAAUUAAAAUGUCUCCAACAGUGAAGAUCCUCACAAACGUAAGAUCCCAAUCUGCACUCGCGCUACAAUCCUCCAUCCGAGGAAAGCAAUCACACCAAUAUCCUUUCUCCCGUAAUUUCUUCUUUCACAUCCGCCUCCCCCUUCCCAUAAACAAUUUUCAUUCCCCCGAAUGAUUCACUUUCUUUUUCACAAUUCCCUCAAAAAUCGUUUGUUUUCUAUCGCAAUAAGAGCCAGAGUCCUUCGGCCGUAGUUCACCUGCUCGUGAAAAUGAAACGAUUGAGAUAAACCCCUUCCCCAGAGGAGAAAAAAAUUUUUUUAAAAAGUGGGAGGCAAAACUCUCUCUCUGUCUCUCCUCGGGGGCCCAAUGAUCGUCGACUAGUGGUCAGUCAAACUUUCACGCUCCGCGUGAAUAUUCCAAAGCAGAACUCUCGGGCUGAAUUUUCCUCAUUUCCUUACCGAAGUAUAUCAUGGAGAUCGCCGAUAAAGAAAUCAUUUUCCGUCACCGGAUUUGAGCGGAUGAAAAAUUCCAGAGUUGAAGUGCGACCUAAAGUAAUACCAGAGCUUAAACAAUAAAAAGAUGUAUAUUUUAUUACAAUAAAUAAUCCGUGAGUGGCGAUUUGUAAGUGUUUUUAAUCGUGAAACGAAUAUAUUGUGAAAUGUGGAGUAAUUGUGAUUAUCACUGUACAUUAUUAUUUAAAUUCACGAAAUUACUAGAAUAAAUGAAUAAUUAGGUGGAACGAAAUAAAUGAAAAAUGAGAUAGUAAAAAAUAAUUGGAGUGAGUUUGAAGUUUAAAUAACCAUGAAUGAGUGGAGUUUGUUCAUGUGAAUUCAAUGGAAUCACUUUGCGAUGAUAAAUGUCCCGAUCAGUUUUUAAUUUAGCAUGACAAGGGAUUAUUUAACAUAACAAAAACCAGAGGUGAAUUGGCGAAAAGCCACUGCAAGAGGACAGAGUCUACUAGUUGUCAUUGCAUUCUAUAAAUUAUCCCUGACUAGUGGCUGAAGACAGUAUUUGCAGCGGUUUAUCUGUCGAGCUUUCAGGGCAUCCGUUUGUGAAGACAAAAUGCUGAAGGAUCUGAUGAUCAUCCUGUGCUCUAUCACUGGGUUUGCCAGUGGUUACAAUGUACUCUUGGCUACUAUGGGUGGCACCAAGUCACAUACUGUACCAUUUGUUGCGCUUGGCAGUGCUUUGAGGGUGAGAGGACACAAUGUCACUCUCGUCAGUGCUUUUCCCGGGCCAGCAGCCAACAAUGGACUACGGGAGAUGGUGCCUUCCAUUCUUGAGGCUUACAUCGGCAACUACACAUCAGAAUGGGAUCUUGUUGGUGCGCGAUACAGAAACGAGUUGCCACUUUCACCGUGGGAUGCAAUGCGAUACGGCUGGGAGUCUUGCGAAGCACUAUUGAGAGAUGAGAGUUCAAUUGCCGGACUGAGGAGACCCGAAUUUUCCUCGGAGGAUGCUCCGGAGCAUUGGGACGUUGCCGUAAUCGACGGAGCAUUUCCAGAAUGUCUCCUGGGAAUUAUCCACAGGGAAAAUAUACCGACCAUGAUGCUGAAUACGGUUGCCCUGUACGAGGGCUCGAUCUCGCUCCAGGGUAACCCCUCCCCGUGGUCGAUCACCCCCUACUUCGGUCGUGGCUACACCCAGGAUAUGAACUAUAUGGAGAGGAUCGUCAACGUCGCCUGUCUCUCCAUUCUCAAAUGCAUGCACUGGUUCAUGACCACAAACUACAUUCAGCCGACGUUACGCAAAUAUUUGGGGUACCAAGUGCCGGAUGUUCGAGAACUAGUUUCGGAAGUGCCAGUGACCCUCCAGAACAGUCAUUACGCAGUAGCAGACUCUCUCCCAUAUCUAUCGAAUGUUGUAAACGUCGCCUGCCUCCAUUGUCGUCCACCCAUGGGCCUGAGUCCCGAUCUGGAAUCAUUUCUACGAAAAGGAUUUAUAUUUGUCUCCAUGGGUUCGUCCGUGAGGGCCUCGGGAAUGCCCGACAGCCUCAGGGAGAUGUUUGUCGCGGCAUUCGCGACUUUGCCGUUCAAUGUCGUGUGGAAAUGGGAAGGCGGAAAAAUUGAUAAUUUACCGAGCAAUAUCAGAACCGGGGCGUGGUGGCCCCAGCAGGAGCUCCUGGGGCACAAGGAUCUGAGGGGAUUUGUGUCACAUGGGGGACUGUUGUCACUCCACGAGGCAGCUUACCAUGCUGCACCCACUCUUGUACUUCCUGUUUUCUGCGAUCACGAUGGAAAUGCUGCUCAGGCUGAAAAAUUGGGUUACGCUCGAGUAAUAAAUUUGGAAAAUCUGUCAAUAACUGGACUCCGCGAGGCAAUUCUCAAAGUGGCAUCUAUCCGAGAUAAUCCAUACAAAGAAGCUGCUAAAAGACGUAGUGCAUUGUUGAAGGAUCAACCGUUGAGCUCAAGCGAGCUUGCUAUCUGGUGGGUCGAGUAUGUUGCUAGACAUCGUGGGGCCGAACACAUGAAAAGCUCCACGAGGCACAUGGGAGUUGUCAGGUAUUACUCGAUCGACGUACUGGCUUUUUAUGCAGUUGCGAUUGUACUGUUUGUCCAGGUAUUUCGCAUAUUGCCGCGAAAAGCCUCACGGGGUGAGCAGAGGGUAAAAGGAAAGAUUGACUGAUAUUAUUUUUCUUGUAAUUCUGUAGCAAAAUGCGGAAAUUAGACAAGUCAACUCUUUACAAGGGUUAUCGCUGGGUUUUGGAAAUUUUACGAGAAUAUUUUUUGCGGAAUAAAUUCUUUCAGUCAAAAUUCUCAUGUAAAAAACAUCUGGUGGAUAGAGCACAAGAAUUACUUCAUUCGUUUGUUUAUCUUUGCGGAGGUACUGAGUUGAUUUGUCUUUUGAUCGUAUCACUACUGACGUUUUUGUACAUUUCCCUUAUUCCAGUGAAAUUAAUUGUUUAUUUAUUAACAGAGAUUGUACAAUGUAUUUUUGAUGUAUGUGACGGCUAAUACAUGAAAGAUAAAUGAAAAAAAAACAGGUUUGUU
Messenger RNA from Diachasmimorpha longicaudata, 3278 nucleotides. RefSeq names its product UDP-glucosyltransferase 2-like (gene Ugt50B3). Gene Ontology annotation, molecular function: UDP-glycosyltransferase activity. The record is from RefSeq and is a predicted model, not a curated record. Lineage: Eukaryota; Metazoa; Arthropoda; Insecta; Hymenoptera; Braconidae. The transcript has 7 exons. Bases 1351 to 2913 code for a protein of 520 amino acids.